AUGUUGAGCGACUGCAUCCUCAUCAUCUGUAUCGCUUUUGGUACAGCGUUGGCUGGCGAGGGAAUCACGUGGCUUCUGGUCUACCGAUCGGAACAGUAUAAGCGGCUGAAGGCUGACAUGGACAAAAAGACGAAGAAGCUCGAGAGGAAGAAGCAGGAAGUCGGAGAGACAACCGAUAAGAAUUUGAAGAAGAAGCUUGAACGCGAGGAGGAGAAGCUGAAAAUGACGAAUCGCGACAUGUCGAUGAUUAAAAUGAAAUCGAUGUUCGCUAUUGGUUUGGCAUUUACUGCGCUCCUCUCGACGUUCAACUCGAUUUUCGAUGGUCGCGUCGUCGCGAAACUUCCAUUCACGCCGAUUAGUUUCAUUCAAGGAUUGUCGCAUAGAAGUUUGGCCGGCGACGACAUGACCGAAUGCUCGUUCAUCUUUCUCUACAUUCUCUGCACGAUGACGGUUCGUCAGAAUCUCCAAAAGAUUCUUGGAUUCGCGCCGACACGCGCGAUGGCCCGUCAGCAGAGCGCCUCGCCAUGGGCCGCCCAGCAGUCGCAAAUGAGCUAUCUCCGCUAA
Messenger RNA from Caenorhabditis bovis, 564 nucleotides. NCBI's taxonomy places the organism in Eukaryota, Metazoa, Nematoda, Chromadorea, Rhabditida, Rhabditidae. The record is from the annotation of a GenBank genome assembly.